Messenger RNA from Puntigrus tetrazona (Sumatra barb), 2574 nucleotides. It is a transcript of the gene nol10, whose product is annotated as nucleolar protein 10. The transcript is spliced from 21 exons. Gene Ontology annotation, cellular component: nucleolus; small-subunit processome; 90S preribosome. NCBI's taxonomy places the organism in Eukaryota, Metazoa, Chordata, Actinopteri, Cypriniformes, Cyprinidae. Gene Ontology annotation, molecular function: protein binding. The record is from RefSeq and is a predicted model, not a curated record. The coding region runs from base 138 to 2315 and encodes 725 amino acids. Gene Ontology annotation, biological process: maturation of SSU-rRNA from tricistronic rRNA transcript (SSU-rRNA, 5.8S rRNA, LSU-rRNA).
CAUCCGUCGCCUCCUCACUUCCUGUUGUGCAUCCACGUGGGUCCCUGUGCCGAUGUUCAUGUCGACUCCCAUUUGUACCUUCACUUUUACGUGAUUUUGUGUGUUAUGAUUGAAAGCCGCGCCCGAGCGCUUUAGAGAUGCAGGUGUCCAGCGUGAAUAACGUGAAGAUCUAUAAUCUGAGUCAUGGGAAAUCUCUUCCGGAGUGGCUGUCAGAUCGAAAGAAGAGAGUGCUCCAGAAAAGUGAUGUUGAUAUCCAGAAGAGGAUUGAGCUGAUUCAGGACUUUGAGAUGCCCACGGUCUGCACCUCUAUCCGCGUGUCACGAGACGGCCAGUUCGUUCUAGCUGCAGGCACGUACAAGCCUAGAGUCCGAUGCUAUGACGCUUGCCAGCUGUCUCUGAAAUUCGAGAGGUGCCUGGAGUCUGACGUGGUGACGUUUGACAUCCUAUCUGAAGACUACUCUAAGCUAGUGUUUCUGCACAUAGACCGCUAUGUGGAAUUCCACUCUCAGCACGGCCAUUACUACAAGACCCGCAUCCCCAAGUUUGGCCGAGAUUUUUCCUACCACUACCCUUCCUGUGAUCUCUACUUCGUGGGCGCCAGCUCGGAGAUCUUCAGACUGAAUCUUGAACAGGGCAGAUUCCUCAACUCCUUACAGACGGACGCAGCAGAAAUCAACGUGUGUGACAUCAAUCCUGUUCAUCAGCUGUUUGCUGCGGGAACAUUAGAGGGCAGAGUGGACUGCUGGGACCCUCGUGUCCGGACUCGAGUGUGUGCGUUGGACUGCGCUCUCAGCAGCAUCACCGACGGAACCGAGGUGGAAGGUCUGCCGUCCAUCAGCGCUCUGAAGUUUAACGGCUCUCUGGGCAUGGCGGUGGGCACCAGCACCGGACAGGUUCUCGUCUACGAUCUUCGUUCUUCACGUCCUCUGCUGGUUAAAGACCAUUACUACGGGCUGCCCAUCAAAUCCCUUCACUUCCACGAGCCACUGGACCUGGUGCUCUCCGCCGACUCCAAAAUCAUCAAGAUGUGGAAUAAAGACAACGGAAGAGUAUUUUCCUCCAUCGAACCGCAGGCCAACAUCAAUGAUGUGUGUCUCUACCCCGGCUCCGGUAUGCUCUUCACUGCCAAUGAAGAUCCCAAAAUGAACACCUUUUACAUCCCCGCUCUCGGUCCGGCUCCACGCUGGUGCUCCUUCCUGGAUAACCUGACAGAGGAGCUCGAGGAGAAUCCAGAGAGCACCAUCUAUGACGACUACAAGUUUGUCACCCGCAAAGAUCUGGAGAACCUCAGUCUGACCCAUCUGAUUGGCUCGCCUCUGCUCAGGGCCUACAUGCACGGCUUCUUCAUGGACAUCAGGCUCUACCACAAGGUGAAGACCAUGGCCAACCCGUUUGCCUAUGAAGAAUACCGUAAGGACAAAAUCCGGCAGAAGAUUGAGGAGUCAAGAGCACAGAGAGUGCCGCUCAAGAAGCUGCCCAAGGUCAACAAGGAACUGGCCAUGAAACUCAUGGAGGAAAGUGAGCUUUCGACCAAGAAGAAGAAGAAGAAGGCCAAUGCCGGAGCCAAUCUCUUGACGGACGACCGUUUCAAGGUGAUGUUCGAGAACCCUGAUUACCAGGUGGACGAGCGAAGCGAGGAGUUCAGGCUGCUCAACCCCAUCGUCUCUAAAGUGAGCGAAAGGAGGAGGGAGAAGCUCGUCCAGCUUGUUCAGCAAGAGGAACAGCAGGACGACGAGGAGGAGGAAGAGGAGGUGGAAGGCCGUGGCAGCUCGGAGGAAGAGGAGAGCUCUGACGAUGAUGAUAAGAGCUGGGUGCAGGAAGUGAGGCAGCAGCGCCGUCUUUUACAGGCGGAGGAGCGAGAGCGCAUGUUCAACCAGAGGAAAGAGAGGAGGCAACAGGACCGCCAGACCAGCUUACAGAGCUCAGAUCCAGCCAGGAACCGCCAGCAGGAGCCUCAGAACCAGAGCCAGCCCAGAUUCUACCAGAUCAAGGCAGGAGAGGAGUUUCGCAGCUUCAGCGACUCGGCCCACAAACAGAGGAUGCAGAAGACGUCUCUGGAGGAGCGGCUUCAGCGGGAAGAGAGCUCGGGGAUGCUGAACCUCAAUGACACGGCGGUUGGAAGCAAACAGCUCUCGUUCACUCUCAAAAAGACGGAUAGGCAGCGAUUUCAACAGCAGGCUGAAUAUGACCAUCAUGAGGAGAGGAGGAGGAUCAGACGGUCGGCCGGACACUUACAUUCUCACAGGGGAGGAAGAGGAAGGGGCGGCGGAAGAGGAAGAGGAAGAGGUGGUGGAAGAGGAAGGAGACCCUUUUAAACUCAGGACUGAACGUCUUCGUGGAUGCUGAUAUGCAGGACUUUUAAACAGCCUUCGAAUGUGUCUGAUCUGCAGGAACCUCUUUUGUGUUCCAUUACAGAUGCUGGUAAUGAUUCACUUUAAGAGACUGUGCGAGUGUGUGUGUGUGUGUGUGUGUGUGUGUGCGUGUGUGUCAGGCAUCCCUUUUUCCACAACAUCUCUCAGCACAGUCUAAACAGGACCUUGUGUUUUGCGAAGAACCAUAAAACAUUUUUAUCAA